Molecule: messenger RNA, 699 nt
Organism: Babjeviella inositovora NRRL Y-12698
Lineage: Eukaryota; Fungi; Ascomycota; Pichiomycetes; Serinales
Gene: NOP6
Product: Nop6p
Exons: 1
Molecular function (GO): RNA binding
Source: RefSeq, a predicted model, not a curated record
CCAACCUUACCCAUCACAAUGUCAGAUACCGUGAAGCAAACCAAGAAGCAAAAGAAGGCUUUCAACUUCAAAGACAAAAAGGCCAAGAAGGAAGAGCCAGCCGAAGAGUCCAAGAAGAGAAAGCUUGAAGAAGCUACGGAAGUCCCAGCUGAAGUUGACCCAAAUGCGCCAAAGAAGCGCAAAACCAGAAGAGGCAAGAAGGGUAAGGGCGUGAACGGUGGCAGUGGACCGCGUUUCAUCCUCUUUGUCGGAAACUUGCCGUACGAUACCACCGAGGCGGAUCUCAUGGCGCACUUUAAGUCUUCAGAACCGUCGCGUAUCAGACUUAGAACCGACAAGGGCAUUGCCUUUGUGGAGUUCGACCAAGACACCGCCGAGGUCAGAAGCAAGAUGGACAUUGCGCUCAGCAGACACCACUCGACUUUGAAGCACCGCAAGAUCAAUGUCGAGUUGACCGUUGGGGGUGGUGGGAACUCUGAGGCCCGUGUGGCCAAACUCAAAGAAAAAAACCUCAAGCUUGACGACGAGAGAAGAACCAGAGUCGAGGAAAGCAAGAAGGAGGCCGCCGUCAAGAGAGCCAAAACCGAUGCCUUGAACAACAGUGGGAUCCAUCCAUCCCGUGCCAACCUCGUGGGCUAAGCGGACCAGCCUGUGUAUAGUAAUUUAUGUAUAUUAAGGAAUAUGAUACUAUGUUUGUAC